Molecule: messenger RNA, 1443 nt
Organism: Stereum hirsutum FP-91666 SS1
Lineage: Eukaryota; Fungi; Basidiomycota; Agaricomycetes; Russulales; Stereaceae
Exons: 6
Coding region: 1-1443 (480 amino acids)
Molecular function (GO): oxidoreductase activity, acting on the CH-OH group of donors, NAD or NADP as acceptor
Source: RefSeq, a predicted model, not a curated record
AUGAGCGCAACAAAGAAGACGCCAAAAGGCAGCAGCGCGAAGGAGUCCGCGUCGGCCAAGUAUGAGCUGAGGGAUAUCGUGCUAGGCAAGAUGCGCGGCUUCCCUCCUUGGCCUGGUAUGGUCGUUGACCCCGAGUCGGUCGGGCCCGCCGUCUCGAAGGAGAAACCGCAGAACAAAAAACAGACGUUUUAUUGCGUCAAGUUCUUCCCCAAGGGCGACCACGCCUGGCUAGUCCCAAAAGACAUGUCCCGCCUCCAAACCCACGAGAUCCAAGCCUACCUGAACGAACCCAGCAAACGGUCUGGCGAACUCCUCACGGGCUACAAAAUCGCUCUCGACCCCACAAAAUGGGAAGAAGAAAUUGCCACUGUGGCAGAGAACGAGGAAGUCGACCAGCUCGGUGAUGACGACGAAGAUGGUGAGCCCGAGGCCGAAGAGGAUGAGAGUCUAGGCAUCGAGAGCAACGAGCGAGAUGUGGAGAUGGAAGCGAGUGGAAAGAAGGUUGCGGGUAAGAAGAGGAAGAGAGAGACGGAGAAGAAGGGUGCUGCGACGAAGGGGAGAGCUGUGAAGAAGGAGAAAAAGGAGAGUGCGGAGCCAAAGGAGAAGAAAGAACCUGCAACGAAGAAGGGCGGCGCGAAGAAGGGGACGAAGAGUAAGGCGAUGGUCGAGAGUGAAGACGAAGGGGAGAAGGGUGAGAAGGCUGCUACCGCUAGUGGAGAGGGCGCUGGCACCGUUGAGGGAGAUGACGCGGGCCCCAGCAAGGUCGCCAGCCCGCCAGCGAAGAAGGCGAAGAAGGAUGACGAUCCGAUGGCCUCAGAUCCUGAGGCGCUUAAAGUUAGAGAAUGGAGACAUCGACUCCAGAAGACCUUCCUCACCGAUGCGAAGGAGCCCAAACCGGAGGAUAUGCCAGCAUGCGACGAGCUGUUUACCACCAUCGAACAGUAUGACAAUAUGAACAUCGGUUACCUCCAAUUCUCCAAAAUCGGCAAGGUCAUGCGCCACAUUUUCAUGCAACCGCCACAGAAGAUCCCCCGGGACGACGAAUUCAAGUUCCGCGAUCGCGCUAACGUCCUCGUCGAGAAGUGGCACGGACUGGUCAACGCUAACAAGGAGCCCGCUACCACCGCUACCACCACCGUCACAGUCACCCCCGCCACCGAUGGCACUCCCACCAUAGCUACUGCCACUACGACUGGUACGGGUGCUGCACCCAGUGUCGCGGUCACGACGGGCGCGGAGGGCACCGUUACGGCAAGCGUGGUCACGGAGAAUGGCGUGGAGGGGAAGGAGAACGGGGAUGUGAGUAUGGCGGAGGGGGCUGCUGGCACGAAGGAGAAUGGCGUCGCCUCGGUGAAGGCGGUAAAUGGGGAUGCGUCUAUGACUGACGCGAAUGGGGACGCCGAGAAGGUCGAUGGCGCAGAUGUCGUUAUGAGCGAGGCUUAG